CAGAAACCUUUCUGUGGGAUAACCAACCUCCAAAUUCCAUAGCGUCAACAUUUGCAUUUGCAACACCUUAGUCAGCGAUAACGUACUUGGUUUGCGAGAGAUGCAUUGUGCAGUUAUGUUCGUCUUACAGUUUGUUUCUCUUCGGUUUCAACUCGGUUUUAUUUAAAGUCAGACUUUGGUUGGUUUCGGAUUCAACGCUGCCCUUCUCUUCAACGCCAAUGCUUGGUACCAAGCCUUCCUCUAAAACAGUUUAACUCCUAAACACUCACUUGUCCGUCCUUGUGUUCCGAAAUCUCUCUUUCGGGUGGCUAGUGAAUGGUAACACAAGAAUGAAGACGGCGAAGCAACUGCAGGAUACAGCUCAAAACGGAGACGUUCAGUGUGAAUCCACUGUUGAGAAUGGAACGUCCCUGCCGGCAGCCAGCCCGGAGUAUGACGGAGUAGCCAUCAAACGUGAAUGGACCCCGUCGGAUUCCCGCAUCUAUGCACCUGGAAGUGAUGCAACUGAUCAUGCCUCCUACUACCAAGGAUGGCUAGUGAAUGAAAGCACAAGAAUGAAGUCGGUAAAGCAUCUGCUUGGUACAGCUCGAAACGGAGACAUCAAUUGUGAAUCCACUGUUGAGAAUGGAACAUCCCUGCCGGCAGCCAGCCCGGAGUACGACGGAGUAGCUAUCAAACGUGAAUGGACCCCAUCGGAUUCCCGCAUCUAUGCAUCUGGAAGUGAUGCAACUGAUCAUGCCUCCUUCUACCAAGGGUGGCUAGUGAAUGAUACCGCAAGAAUGAAGUCGGCGAAGCAACUGCAGGAUACAGCUCAAAACGGAGACGUUAAGUGUGAAUUCACUGUUGAGAAUGGAACGUCCCUGCCGGCAACCAACCCUGAGUAUGACGGUGUAGCCAUCAAACGUGAAUGGAACCCAUCGGAUUCCCGCAUCUAUGCAUCUGGAAGUGAUGCGACUGAUCAUGCCUCCUUCUACCAAGGUGAGGGUGCUCUUUUCUCCCUCCAAGAACCUCCUUCAGAAAUUCCUCCUAUAUCGAAUAUUCAAGCCCUAAUUUUAAACGAAAUAAAAGAAGAAGUGGACGAGAAGGACGAUGACUCGGUCGCCACUCUGCACACCAGUGUGGAAAUCAAAGAAGAGGCGUUAUCGGAAGAGCGUCCCAUGUUGGUGCUUAUCAGUGAAAAACCAUUCAAAUGCGAAAGUUGCACACGCUCUUUUACUAAGAAAAGUGCUCUGACGCGUCACAUGUCGGUGCACGCCGGUGAAAAACCAUUCAAAUGCUCGCAUUGCACUCGCUUUUUCACGCGGAAAAGUAAUUUGAAAUCUCAUAUGUUGGUGCACACCGGUGAAAAACCAUUCAAGUGCGAGCAUUGCACACGCUCUUUUACUCACAAAAGUGAUCUGACGCGUCACAUGUUGUUGCACACCGGUGAAAAACCAUUCAAGUGCGAGCAUUGCACACGCUCUUAUACUCAGAAAAAUAAUCUGGUAUCUCACAUGUCGGUGCACACCGGUGAAAAACCAUUCAAAUGCCAGCAUUGCACACGCUCUUUCACUCGGAGAAGUUUUCUGGCAACUCAUAUGUUGGUGCACACCGGCAGUGAAGAACCAUUCAAAUGCGAGCGUUGCACACGCUCAUUCAUUCAGAAAAGUAAUCUGAGGCGUCACAUGUUGUUGCACACCGGUGAAAAACCAUUCAAGUGCGAGCAUUGCACACGCUCUUAUACUCAUAAAUAUAAUCUGGUAUCUCACAUGUCGGUGCACACCGGUGAAAAACCAUUCAAAUGCGAGCAUUGCACACGCUCUUAUACUCAGAAAAGUGAUCUGACGCGUCACAUGUUAGUGCACACCGGUGAAAAACCAUUCAAGUGCGAGCAUUGCACACGCUGUUUCACUCACAAAAGUACUCUGGCAACUCAUUUGUUGGUGCACACCGGUGAAAAACCAUUCAAAUGCGAGCAUUGCACACGCUCUUUUAGUCGGAAUAGUCUGCUGGCAUCUCACAUGUGGGUGCACACCGGUGAAAAACCAUUCAAAUGCUCGCAUUGCACUCGCUCUUUUUCUCAGAACAGUAAUUUGGCAAAGCAUAUGUUGGUGCACACCGGUAAAAAACCAUUCAAAUGCGAGCAUUGCACACGCUCUUUCACUCACAAAAGUACUCUGGCAUCUCAUUUGUUGGUGCACACCGGUGAAAAACCAUUCAAAUGCGAGCAUUGCACACGCUCUUUUAGUCACAAAAGUAAUCUGAGGCGUCACAUGUUGGUGCUUACCGGUGAAAACCCCUCAAAUGCGAGCAUUGCGUUCGCUUUUUCUCGCGGAAAGGUCACGUGAAAUCUCAUAUGUUGGCGCACACCGGUGUAAAACCAUUCAAAUCCGAGCAUUGCAUACGCUCAUUACUCGGAAAAAUCACCUGACGACUCAUCUAUUGCUUCACUGCGCUGAUUAUCCUUUUUAGUGCGAUCAUUCACUGGCUUUUUUACUCGGAAAAGUAAUCUGGCGUCUCACUUUGUGCACUGAUUUGUGAAACUUUUCAAGUGCAAUCUUUGGGCAUCCUAUUUUAUGUGUUACGAGCAUCCUCAAUCGGUACUUCCGAUCACAUUCAGUUGAAGAAUCAUCCAAAUAAGCUCAUUGUAUACGCUGUUUUGCUGAGGAAAGGAAUGGACUUCUUAUUCGUUGGUGCACACAGUUGACAAACCCUUCUAAUGCCCCCAUUGCUCCCGUUCUUUUACGCAGAAGAAGGGUGGAAUAUUUCCUUUAACGAUAUACACCGAUGUAAAACCACUCAAGUCCGUGCAAAAGCUCUCUGACGUUUCAGAGUUGGUUUUUACCGGUGAAGUUGCACUCAAGUGCGCACAUUGCGGAAAUUUUUUUUGAGCGAAGACAAGACUUAAAAAGGCAUAUCGAGGGCUAAGGAUCAAACCCGCCUUAGCGGCAAUUUGGCGAGAAUGAGUUAGCGACUUUUCUCCAUUCUUAAAUUAUUAUUUAUGCGAACGGACAUUUUUGUUUCUUACCAAUUCCGCACGAGAGCACUGUACAGACGCAGUGAUGUAUUAUAAAAUUGCAAACCUAGCCGCAAAAUCAAAUCAUAAAAUUUGGAUGGUCUCUUCUUUGUCCUGGAAAAUCGUCAGUUCGCAGGCACACGGUGUCAUUCUUUAGCCUUCGAUAAAUCUGUGUAUUCUUUGGGCCAAACUUAUUCAUAAGCUCACAUUUCCCCUUUUACUCAUGGAAUUACUUGGGAUUUAACCUCGUCUCUUGCCGUCCCUUGUUUGAAAAUCAUCCGAUCUCGAUCCGUUCAGCUUUGCCCUUGGGGUUGCUCGUUAAGUAUAAGAAAAUCUUCCCGGUGAGUUGUUUCAAAAAACAUUUUAAAUUUGUUUCCAUUAUCCUGGCUCAUCGUUGCGCGUUACUUUCCAAAAUGAAAACCAUUGACUAAUGGACAUAUUUCAGCCGCUUCAUCCUCAGUCCUCAAGGCAAUUACUAGAAGAGCGUUAUUUAUUUGCACAAUCGUACCAUUGUACGAUACAUUUUGUUUUCUUUCUUCUUUCCUGAUUUUUUGGAGAAAUAGUUUGACUACGGUCUCUUGUCAUAAGAACAUUUUCUAUUGAUUUUAACGAUGAACCCGCAGUAGCCUCAGUCAUAUCAGUCUGUUCAGGCGUAUUUUGAUAUGAAAUGGACAACACCUUGAAAUUAGAAAUUACAACUUCUGCUUCUUUCGCAAGAACACGUAUGUUUGUUGUUGAACUAAUGGUAUAUCAGGUUGUUUACUAAUCCCGAAUUUUCGGAAAGACCGAAAAUAGUACUGAUUUUUGAAGGGCGGUCCGGGAGUACUGAAUAAGUGCAGAACUUCCGCAGAAAGAUCCGGAAUUUUUUAAAACUUUUUGUCAUUUUAGUCGCAGUUUCAAAUUUUUGAAAUUUUUCUAAUUUCGUCAAAUGGAGGUACUGAAAAUGUACGUAAUUUUUCUGUUGGAGGAGGUACUGAAUUUCUCGAGAAUGUGCUGUUAAAGUACUUAUUUUUGACCAGCCUGUUUUAGUAUACACCCUGUAUAUGUAUACGGUGUUUUUAAACUGAGCUGGAAAUAGUAGUCCCAAAUGCACAGUCCAACUGCACAGAGGCUGAGGCAACCUGCGCUCAAGACUGAAUCCACGAUCAGAAGAAUAUUCCCAGACGCCGCGCAAUCUGAGCCUCCUCGGAGAUGCGUGUAUGAAUUUGAGCUCAAAUGACGCAACUUCGAACUCGUUUUUCGAGAAUUAACAUUGUUUAGAAGAAAGUAGGAAAAUUCUGGUGAACAGAGGGUCCGUUCAUAAAAUACGUAACGAUAAAAUCGGGAUGUUUCGAACCCCCUCCCUCGCUUUCCAGCCCAUAAUUUUAUUGUCACGUAGGUUCCAAUCCUUUAACACAUCAAAACAAAUUGAUCAGAUGUUGUUCUCAACCCAGCCCUGCCCCCUCCUCCAAAGCGUUUCGUAUUUUAUGAACGGCCCCUGUAAGUGGAGUUUCUUCUUGUCAAAAAUGAACAACAUAAUAAUAUUGCAGCUCCCAGUUGUACGUUUCCAAUUCGAAUCCCCGGUUGCUUAAAAAUUUAGUUUUGCUUUCUUUUUUCUCGUGAUCCUCACUUUUUUUCCAAGCAGAGAUAAGUCAAUAAUCUGUGAAGAUAUCAGUGAUUAUGAACCUUGGCAUCAUAAUUUUUGAGUGUAGUUUUUGCUAUUCUGACGAAUACUUGAUCAAAAGUUUCAAAAUUAUAUUUAUUCUUGGCGUAGUGAAAGUUCAAACUCGGAUUCGGCGCUUGUGAAUCAUAUUUUAGUCGUGGAUUUUUUCCAGAAUAUACCGGGUGUCCGGAAGUUAACGUACUGAACGUUCAGAAUCGAUUUUUCGGCUCAAAAUAUGACUUAUUUUCCUUUACACAUAUGCCCGAAAACGCCUGAUGAGUGAGCUUUGCGUUUCCAAAGUUGCCAUUCUUUUUAUUUCAUAUCGAUGGAACUCCUCGUUAUUUAGUCGCAAGUGGCUGAAAAUUUGUGCAGGGCCGUAUUUUUUAGCGCACUGUUCAUUUUUUGUGUUUCCAAGGACGUACGUGUUCGGAAAAUGACGUUACAAGCGUUUCCGAAUUUUAAAAAUGCGAUAAAUUUUUUGGUAGUUGAUAUUUGUAAAAACGGGUUACGGCACAUGAAAAAGCGCAACAAAUCAUGGUCACAUAGUACUGCACAAAAUUUUCCAGAAACGCGUCAUUCCGACGCAACAGAGCUUUGAAAAAGUUUCAGAUUUUUGAAACUCCUUGCUGGGUGGACAAUUUUUACUCCAGGGAAUUAAGAAAACUGCCUACGUAGCAAGGAGCGAGGAAGAGCCGUCGCGAUAGCUUCGAAAUUUUCGGAGUCCCUUGCACCGUAGGCAAUUUUCUCACAUUUCCCACAGUAAAAAUUGUCUACCGAGCAAGGAGCUUCCAAAUUCUGAAACUUUUCCAAAGCUCUGUUGCGUCGAAAUGACGCGUUUCGGGGAAAUUUUGUGCACUACUUUGUGGCCAUGAUUUUUGCGCUCUUUCGUGUGCCGUAAUCCGUUUUUCCAAGUAUCAUCUACCAAAAAAUGUAUCGCAAUUUUAAAAUUUGGGAACGCUUGUAAUUUCAUUUUCCGGAGAUGUAGGCACGUCCUUGAAAACACAAAAAAUGAACGGAACGCUUAAAAAAAUACUCCCUCCCCUGCACAAGGUUCCAGCCGCUUACGACUAUAUAACAAGGAGUUACAUCAUUUUGAAAGAAAAAGAAUUGCAACUUUGGAAGCGCAUAGCUCACUUAUGAAGCGUUUUCGGGCAUGUGUAUAAGAAAAAAAGUGAUAUUUUAGCCGAAAAAUCGAUCCUGAAAGAUAAGUAAGUUAACUGUCGGACACCCUGUAAAUUAUUUUAAGACCAGUUUCAGUUGAAAUCACUAAUAUCUGAUUGGACGUAUCCGCCUUGAUCCCCAAGAUUCUCAAUGGAACAAGUUAACUCAAUGGUUCAUGUAGAUCUUGUUGAAGGGGAAAAAUUUGUGCAUUUUGCGAGUCAGUGUUAAUAUUUAAGUCUAAAGUUGACAAGGAAGGAUGCAUUCAAAUUCUUCAAACAUUUUUACGGAACGGCUUGACGGUCGCCUCAAUUUUCAUCCGUCCCAUUGUCAGCUGAUUGUAAGAAAUUUCGUGAGAAAUUGAGUCAAGCGUAGUUCCAAUUUCCUUCCGUGAUCGUCCCUUUGUAUUCCCAUCCAUCGCGAAAUCUACAUCUCUCCUAGAACACGUAGCAUCACGCAAUGGAAAAUUGCGUAAUAUGGAACAGAUAACAGCGUUGAAAACCAGAAAAGUACUAUUGUGACUAUUUUUCUCUCGACUGUGUUGUUGGAAAGUGUUUCCCUCCGACGUUCUUUGAAAAUUAUCUAUGAUAUCAAUUGAAAUAGGGAAGCGUGUUGCAUUCAACAGAAUGAGAGGGCUUUAUGGAGAGCUCGCGCGUACAUUAUUGCUUAGCCAGCAAUCGUAACAUUAUUGCCCCUCACCCGCUGAUGCAACUAUUAAUGCUCCAUGGAUGACCGUGUUGUAUUUACUAGAAACGAAGGCGCUCCGGCAUUCACUCCCGCUCGCAGCGAAGGAUAUGCGCGCAAUGAUAACAUAGACUAUUCGGACUGAAUUUUCCGGAUGGGGAGUUUGAGUAUUGCCAGGACUGAAUUACAAUCAAACAAUCUUUUCAAUUCUGGGAAUGGUCGCUACUAAAUUCAAAAAAUAAACAUAAAUAAACCAGGAUGUAAGUAUUGGAGUAGAAUAGAUUCGUUUCGCAACCGGGAAAAAAAAGAAGAAGAAAAACAAAGUGUCCGUCCACUUCCUUCUGUUUUGAGACCGAGAGUCACCAAGCUCACCAAGCGAUGUCGCAUCUCUCAUAUUGUAAUUUUUGAAAAUUAAAUUAAGUUUCAGUUUUGUAACACGAAGAAUGUCAACUAGAUUAGUGAAUUAUUUAUUACUCUAGACUUUUCUUGAUGUUGUCUGUUCUUACUUGAAUUACUGUAAAUGAAGAUCGUCUGCGAUGGUUGCAAAAUCGCAGUGUGCUGUUAAGUUAUUUGAGUUAGGAGACCUAUUUCGUUCGUUUUGACGUAAUAGUGUCUCUUUGCCGCCAUUUCUAUCGCACUGUAUUGUUGUAAAUAUGUAUCCAAAAUAUUAAAUUAAUUUUAUAUUAAUUUUAGUUUUUCAUGUCGCUUAUUUCGCAGUUUAUUUUUUGUUUAACAUGAAUAUGUCUGAUUUAGCUCCAAAUUCAGCAGUUAAUAUCUCUGAUGUGAGAUCUUUUAACAGAGGUUAAGAAGGAUAUAUUUUUUGUUUAGUAUUUCAUUGUAACUUACUGUUGAAAAAUAAAUAACAUCAAAAAUAAAUUUUGAAAAGUU
This is a messenger RNA of Bemisia tabaci, 7367 nucleotides long. Lineage: Eukaryota; Metazoa; Arthropoda; Insecta; Hemiptera; Aleyrodidae. The record is from RefSeq and is a predicted model, not a curated record.